AUGCGGUUCUCUCUGCUUCAGCAUGAACAGAACAGGGCGAGUAGCGAAAGUGAAAAUCGCUUUAUCCCAGCACCGGGGCCGUGUCCUCACGCCUGUGAACUCUGGCUGAGCCGGCUGUCACUUCGCUGGAGCUCACGCCGCUUCCGAGAGCCGAUGUCGCAGAAGCGCGGCGGGCCGGAGGCGCUGGGGAGUCACGAAGAAGAUGACAAGAAGGUAAGGAGGAGAGAGAAAAACCGAGUUGCUGCACAGAGGAGUCGGAAGAAGCAAACUCAGAAAGCAGAUAAACUUCACGAGGAAUACGAGUCUCUUGAGCAAGAAAAUACCUCCCUGAAAAGAGAAAUUGGAAAGCUAACUGAUGAAAUGAAACACUUGACUGAAGUGCUGAAGGAUCAUGAAAAGAUCUGUCCACUACUGCACUGCACCAUGAACUUUGUGACCGUACCAAGGCCUGAUGCACUCUCCAGCUGCCUGCCAAGAUGAGACAUCUCCUCGAUCACCUUUAAAUGUGAUGUGUGAAAGUGCCAUUAUUAUGGGAGACUGGAAGAACUGCCUAGUUAUGGUGCAGGUGUUCCAUCAAAGAGGACUGGACUUGACUGUGUAGCUCUUUCCCACGUCAAAGUCUUCUGAAUCUCAGGAAAACAGCAGUAUGGAAAAAGGGCAACUCAAACUGUGACUUGUUAUUUGGUAGGAUCUUCAAGCCACGGGUUUGCAUUCCAAAAUGCUUAAGUGUGGUGCAGCCCACCACCGCGUGAUGGAAUGUUGACAGGAGAAAGUACCGGCCCUGGACUGGGAUGCCUUUCUCCCACACAUCCACUGCCAGUAACCCUUUGUCACUUGUCAUCUGUGUAUAUCACAUUCUGGCUGCUCAUUGGGAUUUUUUUUCUCUCUACACAAGUUUGGUUAAUAAAAGCGAUGUCCCGUC
Messenger RNA from Colius striatus (speckled mousebird), 922 nucleotides. RefSeq names its product basic leucine zipper ATF-like transcription factor 3 (gene BATF3). Gene Ontology annotation, biological process: regulation of transcription by RNA polymerase II. Gene Ontology annotation, molecular function: DNA-binding transcription factor activity, RNA polymerase II-specific; RNA polymerase II cis-regulatory region sequence-specific DNA binding. Gene Ontology annotation, cellular component: nucleus. NCBI's taxonomy places the organism in Eukaryota, Metazoa, Chordata, Aves, Coliiformes, Coliidae. The transcript is spliced from 4 exons. Bases 1 to 480 code for a protein of 159 amino acids. The record is from RefSeq and is a predicted model, not a curated record.